Messenger RNA from Cladocopium goreaui, 1133 nucleotides. Lineage: Eukaryota; Dinophyceae; Suessiales; Symbiodiniaceae. The record is from the annotation of a GenBank genome assembly.
UUAGACAGCGGUUUGCUGACCUUCACCCCACAUCUUCCGCUUUGGCGCCAUGCCCACCACGGCGGCUGGGAAGAAGAUUGAAGUGGUGCAUGAUGUUUGCUACCACCCCUUGGGCCCCGCCGUGGCGUCCUCGGCGCAGUUCCUGGACGUCUACGUGCCGCCGGAGGCAAAGGAGGAAAAUGCUUCCUUGCCAGUCGUAGUGUUUCUACACGGCGGAGGUUGGCGGCGAGGUAGCCGGCGCUCCAACAUCUUCCAUUUCUUCCAAAACGUGGGAUUGGUGUUGGCAGAUCAGGGCUUUGUUGCGGUGCUUCCUUCCUACAGGAAGAGCCUGCCAUACGCUCCCUGGCUGCUGGGCAUGCUGGGUGCCACGGCGCUCACCCUGACGGCGCUGCCGCUGUUGUUUCGCCGGCAAAGCACGAGGUCCACUUCCAGCUCUGUGGGCGCUCUCGCGGGCGUCUGGGGCGGGCUCGCCUUGAUCUUGCGGCAGCUCAUCCGCUGGGUUUCUCCAGGCGUCCGGCACCCGGCGCACCUGGAGGACUGUGCGCGGGCAGUCGGCUGGGUGCAGCAGGGCGGCACGCGGGCCUUCGGAGGCGAUCCGGGCAAAGUGGUGCUGCUGGGCAACUCCGCCGGCGCCCACCUGGCUUCGCUGCUGGCCUUAGACGCUUCGAAGGCUUCGACGGAGAUUCCGUCGCCCUUGCGAGGUCUCAUUGCCAUCAGUGGCAUCUACUGCGGUCAACGCUUCUACCAGAGCUGGCUCAUGAGACACAUGUUUGGAUACGUUUUUGAUGACCAUCCAAGCUGGGACGACUGCUUUCCCUUGGGUCGAUGCCCUGAUCCCUCGGAUCCCUCGCGACCGGAUUCCUCCUCGCAACUGGAGGGCCUUUGUCCCGUGCUGUUGAUCAACGCGGCCUUCGAUGUGGGUCUCCAGCCGCACGCCGAGGACUUCGCCAAGCGACUUCGGCAGUGCGGCGCCCAGGUGAGUGGUCCUGUGGUCCUGCCUGGCACGGACCACUUUCGCAUGCUGCCCCUGCUGGGGCGGACACAGCGCUCGGGUGGCCGCGUCAGCAGCCGAGAGGAUCGAGAAUUGUUGCCGCUGAUCUCUGACUUUGUGCGCAGAGUUUGCCAAUGAAAAA